AUGGCUCCCCUCCUCGUCCGCCUAAGCAGCAUUGCUCUCUCCAACGCAGGAAUAACAGAAACGACCUCCCAGUCAAACGCGACCUCCCUCCCACCAUGCCCCGACUCCCCCUCAUCAGGCGCAUUCUCAAAUUCCUGCAACCCCACACCAGACGACUACCCAGCGCACUACUCUGCCGGUCAGCUAGGUGUAAUAGGCUUCGUAUCCUGCGCAGCUGUCCUCGUAGCAGCAGGAGGCUUCCUCUGGUGGGCAUAUAAGGGUCGCCGGCGAGCAGCAAACCCCACAACGACGAGCGUCUCAGUCGGUCUCCCCCCAGCAAUAGGAGCGCAGCCAGUACCUCAAACAGUCCGGAUCCCCCGCUCAGCCUUCGCUAGGCGAAAAAAGCGCGUACCAGCGCUCGCCCGCACUCCGAGGGACAACACCUCGGAGCACUCGCACGAGCUGCAGCCUAAUCCGGCCCCUGCCCGGAAUCCGGACGGGACGAUUAGGGACGAGUGGGACGAAGAGGGUCUAGAGACGAUGGCGACGUGGGAGACGGUGGACACGCUUGUUGGGGAGAAACCGGAGGGAGAGGAGGGGAAGGACGAGACCGGGGUUGGGGAAGUGCCGAUUGCCAUCCAGCGACUUACGCUUGGCCCCGUGGCGGAGACGCGGGAAGUGCUGGCAGAGCCUACCCCGCCUUCGCCGGCAUAUCAUCCCCCUGGCGCUCAGAGAUCGCAGUACGUCCCCGUGCCAGAGGUGGACCCCAAGACGCCCACAACGCCCAGUCACCCGUCUACAAGCCGGUAGCUGCCCCUGCCUUCCGGCAGACAACACUUCCCGCCCUCGAUUUCCUCGCAUGGUCAAAAAACCAUUAAUCGUUCCCUUCCCAUCCCGAUCAUCACUCCGCACUUUCGCAAGUCACUCAAUGUACUCUAACCCCCGCACGCAAGAAAACCCAAAAAGAACGGUUCAGUCUCAGCCUUGGGUCUCUGGUUCUUCCCCUUCUUCUCACUUCACUCUCAUCUGUUGGUCCAGCUAAUCGGUCUCUGGUCUCUGGUCUCCGGUCUCUUUUCCUCCCAAUUCGACUUUGACGGCUCGGCUCUCGGCUGUGAUAUUUAUUCUCCUUCUUUGCAGUUGGUUGUCCCAUCCGCAUCCGACUGGGCCUGGGAUCCUCAUCCGGUGGGGAGGGAGGCUCUAGGCGCACAUGGCCUGUCCGUAUCUCCACAAGAGCUGGCCUUCGGGCCCUCCAGGUCUUUUCCGACUCCCAAGCGGGUCUAAUCUGUAAUUCUUCUUUCGCUUGUCACACCCGCCCGCUUGGAGCGUCUUUCAUCCACUUCCACUUCUCGUCUUCCUUCCCCUUUUUUGCACCAGCUCAAGCUCGCACAAUUAACAGUGCAUGUCAUGAAUCAUGGCAGACUGAUGUAUGUCUACUUUGUCUCUUGUCUACUUUGUCCUCUCUGUCCCGUAGGACAGGGAUAGGAACU
Messenger RNA from Dacryopinax primogenitus, 1466 nucleotides. RefSeq lists its product as uncharacterized. The transcript has 2 exons. Lineage: Eukaryota; Fungi; Basidiomycota; Dacrymycetes; Dacrymycetales; Dacrymycetaceae. Bases 1 to 789 code for a protein of 262 amino acids. The record is from RefSeq and is a predicted model, not a curated record.